Molecule: messenger RNA, 3069 nt
Organism: Diabrotica balteata
Lineage: Eukaryota; Metazoa; Arthropoda; Insecta; Coleoptera; Chrysomelidae
Source: the annotation of a GenBank genome assembly
GUAGCGAUUGAUGUAUUUUAAUUAAAAGAAAAGUACAAUCAAUUCCACCCUGUUGAACAGGAAUAUCAGGGCGCGCGCAACUAAAUCAUAUGGACCAAAAUCAAUUUUGAAGUCUGCGGCAAGAAUUCAGAUCCAAAUUUACAGAAAAAAUGUUAUCCAAGCUGGUUAAACCUGUUUGUAGAAAUCCUUUACCUAUUGAAAAUAUACUAAAACUAGCAACAUGCAGAGGAAAUGCCAGCGUUGCCAAUCUUGUGCCAGAAGAACCUUCUGGACCUUCAAUGAAAACUGAUAUACCUGGACCUAAAAGCAAACAAUUAAUGAAACAACUGAGCAAUGUCUACAACCUUGGAUCCACCCAGUACCUAGUGAAUUAUGAGAAGUCAUCUGGUAACUACAUAGUUGAUGCUGAUGAUAAUAUUAUGUUAGAUACAUAUACGCAAAUAUCUACGAUGCCGUUGGGGUACAAUCAUCCAGCGCUACUGAAUGUGUUUAACGAUGAGCACAAUUUGAAAAGUCUUAUAAAUAGACCAGCGUUGGGGGUAUAUCCAGGCAUAGACUGGCCUCAAAGAAUGGAAAAUCUCUUUAAGCAGGUAUCUCCCAAACUCCCAAAAAUAACACCAAUGAUGUGCGGCGCAUGUUCCAAUGAGAAUGCCAUAAAAACAUCGUUUAUAGCAUAUAGAAUGAGGGAAAGGGGAGAUAAAGAUUUUACCGAAGUUGAAAAAAAAUCAAGCAUAAUGAACCAGUUACCGGGAUGUCCAGAGCUAUCUAUUUUGUCAUUUAGAGGAGCCUUCCAUGGGAGAACUGUAGCCACGUUAUCUUGCACACAUUCAAUGGCUAUACAUAAACUAGAUGUUCCCUCUUUUGCCCAUUGGCCAAUUGCAACAUUUCCCAUGUAUAAAUAUCCACUGGAAGAAAACCGUAGAGAAAACGAAGAAAUAGACAAUAAAUGUUUAGAAGAAGUAGAAGAUCUUAUCGAAGUGCAAAAAAAGACUUGCCCUGUAGCUGGUUUAAUUAUUGAACCGAUUCAAUCAGAAGGCGGUGACAAUCACGCUUCGCCAGAGUUUUUCCAGAAGUUGCAAAAAAUUUGCAAAAAGAAUGGCGUAGCAUACAUCAUCGAUGAGGUUCAAACAGGAUGUGGACCUACUGGAAAGUUCUGGUGUCACGAACAUUUCAAUUUGCCAAACCCUCCAGAUAUUGUUACUUUCAGUAAGAAAAUGCAGAUGGCCGGGUUCUUCCAUUCUGACGAAAUUACCGUGAAGCACCCUUCUAGGAUUUUUAAUACUUGGAUGGGUGAUCCAGGCAAAACAAUUCUUCUAGAAGCCAUUCUCGAAGUGAUUAAAACCCAAAAUUUACUGGAUCAAGUAAAUAGAACAGGAAAACGAUUGUUUGAAGGAUUGGAACAAUUACAAAAGGAAUUUCCAGACAUGCUGCAUUCUCUGAGGGGUAGGGGUACGUUUAUUGCAAUCAACGCGAAGGGUAGCGAAUUAAGGGAUAAUAUUAUCAAAAAUUUAAAGAAAAAUGGUGUUCAAAGUGGUGGAUGCGGAACUGAAUCUAUUCGUCAUAGACCAGCUCUCAUAUUUAAAGAACACCACGCUGAUAUCUACUUGGAUAUACUAAGAAACGUAGUAAAAGAUCUUAGUAAAGGAAAGAAGAGAAACUAAAAUGAGCACAAAUAUCUGUCACAAUCUUGUUUGGCUGUAUAUCUUUUAGGAAACCCAUUGAGCUGUGCAAAUAGUAAUAUUCGAGAAGUUGUUACUUAAGUUUUGAAAGUCAUAGCUAACUAAAGAAAAAAUAGCUGUCCAUGAAGAUGAAAAUAUAUUUACAUGUGUUCCAUGUAAUACUUUUCAUCAAAAAUGCUUUCGACUAACGUUAAGUAUUGUGCGAAGUCAAUUGGUACCAAAUCAGGCCUGCGUAAUGACCAAUCCUUUUAUUAGCUGUUCUGUGUUAAAAUGUUACAAAUAGUGAUCGCUAUUUGCUUAAUCAUGUUCCUCACAAAAAGUUGGUUCUUAAAAGCAUAGCAGCAGAUUUUAAAAAAUUACACAAUUAGAUGAUUUUGCAAAAAAAUACUCAAAAAAUGUAUUGCACAAAAGUUAAGUAGCUUCUGUCGUAUAUUUAUAAUAUAAAUAUGUAAUAUAUAGCUAGAUAGAAAAGUACGUUCUUAAAACCGAACAAUUUUUUAGUAGUAAUGUUAUCGAUGCUCUUGAAUUCAUCGAAUUUCACUAGGAUUCUUUCUUUCUUUUCCUUUUCUAUACCCUCUUUCCAGAAUUUUCCUGGUCUGACUCUUUUUUCUUUUCGUAUUAUGUCCAUUUCGUCAGCUGUAAGCAAUAGUGACACAAUACAAAAACUGGUAAUUUUUCAAAACAGGGGUUUAAAGUUUGUGUGUCAAUAAUUUCGUCUUAUUUGCUUGACUAAAGUAAAUUGAGGUGUAUUUGGAUGAGCUUUAGGUAGCCUUUAAUGAAUUGUUACAUAGACUUUUAAAUCCAACCCUUAUUUUGAGUUAUGCCACUUUUGCACAUGAACAUUUUGUUUUUCAAAACUAAUGGUGGGCGCUCUCCUUUACCUGGCAUGGCAAGUGGCAAGCAGCAAGUAGUGCGUGUCUAGCAUGUUACUUAAAAUGUAACCAAUGAAAACGAAUGAUUCAGCGCACACCAAAAUGACAGUGACGUCAUUCAUUCUAAUCAUUCGUUUGUAUUGGCAUGUAUUGGUUAUAUUUUAAGUAACGUGCUAGACGCGUGCUACUUGCUACUUGCCACUUGCUAUGCCAGUUUGGUGGGCGCUCUCACUUAGAGCUACAACAUUAUCGUAAGUAUGCAAGUAUGUACUUACGAUAAAAAUACAUAAGUAAUAUUGUUAAUAAUUUCUUGUGUGAUCUGACCUGUGUCUGAGUAAUAAAAAAUGAAAAUCAAUCAACAUUUCGGAAACCAGCAUAACAAACAUUCAUCGAUACUAUUAACGGUUUGUAUGACUUAUAUCUAGCUCUAUAUAAGGAAACUUCUACAAUACUGUUGUCUUCCAAAAAGUGUCAUAUAUUUUAAGGUAUUAAAAAGAAUUUCAAGAUAUUUUUAGCAU